UAUAUUGAAAUUUCCCAUUCAAGACCUGUGGUGCCAGUUUCAAAGGAGUCUUAUUUCUUAUGGUGGCGUUAUGCAGCUCAGGCGGCACUGCAACAGAGGAAAAUGUUGUACAGACUACAGAUUAUAGAUUAUCUUGGGAUAGAAUUUCGCAUAUGUGCAAGCUUCGUCGGCGGUAUGUUCACUUGUAUGCAAGUUUGCUACAACAAUCAUCAAGUGUUGACAAGUCAGAAGUUAGAGACAUUGAGAUGGGUCUUGAUGCAAAAGCAAUUCUUCUAUGGAGGUUACUUGCACAUGCCAAGGUUGAAUCUGUAAAGUCAAAGGAAGAAGUUGAACAGAGAAGGCUUCAGAACAAAAGUUGGUAUUCAUUGAUUUGGGGUAGACAAUCUGAAGAUGCGUCUGAUGGGGAUGCUUUGGGUGAAUCGCAGUUAACAGAGGAAGGGUUGAGUAAAGAAGAGUGGCAGGCAAUCAAUAAGUUACUCGGUUACCAGUCUGAUGAGGACUUGAUGUCACAUUCAGGGAAGGACUUGCAAAGCAUGAUCUGGUUUAUAGUAAUCAUUUAUAUAAGUCAAGCUGCUGCAAGGAUUAUCGAUAAAAACCAGACGGAGAUAGUUUGCUCCCCUGAAGGUUCACUUGCUCAGGUUUGUUUGAGUAGCAUGUUUGAGCUGAUUCGUUCUGAAAGCUUCUUUGUUGAUGACAACUAA
Hibiscus syriacus is the source of this 701-nucleotide messenger RNA. RefSeq lists its product as uncharacterized. The coding region runs from base 60 to 701 and encodes 213 amino acids. NCBI's taxonomy places the organism in Eukaryota, Viridiplantae, Streptophyta, Magnoliopsida, Malvales, Malvaceae. Gene Ontology annotation, biological process: protein targeting to vacuole; protein retention in Golgi apparatus. The transcript is spliced from 5 exons. The record is from RefSeq and is a predicted model, not a curated record. Gene Ontology annotation, cellular component: extrinsic component of membrane.